Messenger RNA from Cuscuta epithymum, 4985 nucleotides. The record is from the annotation of a GenBank genome assembly. Lineage: Eukaryota; Viridiplantae; Streptophyta; Magnoliopsida; Solanales; Convolvulaceae.
AUACUUUGACUAUCCACCACAUUAUUAGGGCUGAAUAAAACUAGCCCCAACUCUCAUAACCUGAUUGACCCAACCCUAUUUGACAAUUUGUAGUUUGUUAUUUGACUCAAAAAAUAAUUGCACGUUGAAAUUUUAUAAAUCACACAUAAUGGAUAAGGUUGCGGAAGUAUGAACCUCAAAGCCGAUCAAUGUUAUCGACCCGAUCAACAUCAAGGUACAUUUGCUACUCUUUGAUGACUUUCCCUUCAAUUUUCACCAGUGAAAGUUGGAAAUAUUUUCCUUCUUUAGUUCCCAGACUACUUUGCUCCAAUAUCUUGUGUACUAAAAAAAGUUUGUAGUUGAUAUUUAUUGCAUUUGCUUUCGAAGGAACUUCCCUUAUUGCAUUCCAACCAACCAAACCGAAGGAGAGGAUAACCAACCCACCGAAACCCACGCGGCGAAAAUAUCCAACUCCGUGGCAUGGGAACCACGCAAACCCACGCAGAACCCGCGUUGAAAAGCGUCCCAUGCCGCGGCGCAACUCUACCCGUGUCACCCGUCGAGGAGCACUCCCCCCCUAUAGUAGAUAAAAAAAACAUAUACACUGAAUCACGGAGUAGCGACAUUUUGGCCCGAAAAGGUAUAAAUUUUCAUUUCAAUUUAAUGAACCAAUGUUGUUACACAAAAUUUAGAAAUAUAGACAAAAAGUUCAAUUUUAUGUAUUUGGUAUACAGUGGUUGAUUUGAGGAGUAGCUUGGUCGAGUCCAAAUUUGAUUGCAUGAGUGGAUAAAAAUAUGAUUUAGUAACUUUUAAUGAUUAUAAUAAUUGUGUUCAAUAUUGACAUCACACUGAUUAUAAAAGUAUACAUGCAGUAACUUUAGUCACAUUUUUGUCCAAAAAAAAUUGUAUUAGUAAUAUUUUAGGAAAACUCUCUUGAUUUUAUUCCAUUUUUUAUUUUAUAUAAAUUAAAUGUACACAUUUUGUCGCAAUAUAUUUGUCUCAUUUAUCAUUUUUUUCAUCAGUACCACAAAAUGUCUCUUAAACUGUAGUUCAUACGGAGUAUUUGUUUAUAUUUAAAUGCUUUUAAUUCGAUCAGUUUAACUUUUUUUUUGUCUGGUCACUCAAUCUUUACUCAUGUUUUUGGAAUUAAAAUAAUGUUGUUGUAUUUAGCAAAAUCGUAACCACCCCGUUUUAUGUUUAUUUUAAGGGAAAAAUAAUUUAAAUAACCCAAACUUUGAAGUAGUGUGUGAUAAGUACACCAACCUUGCACAUGUAAUAUAUAUACCUCAAACUUUAUAUAAAAGUUAGGUUAGCACCAUAAUUAUAUAUUUUUUCACAAAUGCAAUUUUAUGGUGCUAAGUAUAUAAUUUAAAAUACACAAAACAUUUUUGAGGAUGCAAUUAAAAUUAAAUUGUACCAAAUGUAAUAUUAUUUAUUUCACAAAUGAAAUUUUAGAAUGUUAACUACAUUGUAACAAAGCUUAGAGUAUUUUAAAUUAUGUAAUUAUUCCAAUGAAUUUAUAUUCGUAAAAAAACAUACAAUCAUGACGUGAAAGUAACAUUUUAUAUAAAGUUCGGGGUAUAUAUAUUACAUAUGCAGGUUUUGAAUACUUAUCUCACACUCGUCUAAAGUUUGGGGUAUUUAAAUUAUUUUCCUCUUAUUUUAUUUAUGAAAGCCGGUGUAAUAAUAACAUUAUGGUUGACUACCUUCAGAACAAAAAUACAAUUUAACCAGCCAAGUACUUAGUAGUCUCAUCCUAAUUCAAGAAUGUUGGCUUUAACAUAGAACAUACACUAUAAUAGAUUAAUAGGUAAUAAUCUUUGCCACAAAAAAAAAAACUCCAUCCGUGCCAAUAUUAAUUCAUGUUUUGACUUGGCACACAAUUAAGAAAGUACAUGAGAAAUGUGUGGCCUAAAGUUGUACAGAGGAAAGAGAAAGUGAGGACAAAUGUUAUAAUCCAUACAUUCUUUGCUAGAAAAGGAAAGAGAAGUUCAUAUUGAGACAUACGAAAAAUGAAAGAAUAAAAUUAAUAUUGAUUCGAAGGGAGUACAAUUGAAGCAAUUUAAAAAGGACCGGCUAAAAAGUGUGCGGAUAAAUGGUGUGGUCUUCUUGAUGUGAUAUAUCAUAUGGAAUGAAAGAAAUAUUAGAAGAUGAAGCGCAAUUGUAGGAAGCUUGUAUAAGGAAGAUCACAUGUUAAGAUUGUUAACCAAUGGCUUCUAUUGUAUUGCGUUAUAUUUGGGAAGCCAAGGGUGAGAAAAUUGGUCUAAUAUGAUGAAAAGAAUGGGAAGACAAUUGGGGAGGUAACUAGCUGGGAGGAGUUCUAGGGUGAACAAACCUCUCCUAGAACCUCCAAUCCCAACAUUGUUCAAGAAUCAUCAAAAGAGGGCCUCUCCAUCCCUUGAAUAGAGAGGUCCUAGACAUUCCAUUUGAUUUGUUAAGGAUUUUGCAAAUCAAGGUUUUUUGGAAUAGGAAAAAUUUGCAUUGGUUUUCUUUGCUUUUAACUAUUGUGAUCAAAGAACAAAGUAUGAUUAAUAGCCAAAAGAGUGCACUAAUGAAAAGAGACGAGUCGGUUGUGGUUGCAAUUGACAAGGACAAAGGAAGCCAAUUUGCUCUCAAAUGGGCUAUUGAUAAAUUCUCUCUUGGUAAAGGCAAAAGUGUCACCCUUCUCCACGUCCUCCUCAAGCCUGGCGCUGCACAAAAUCCUGAUGGAAGCUAUUCAUCUGUACACAAAAGUCAACUUGACAAUCAAUCCAAGGAAUUAUUUUUGCCUUUCCGUUGCUUUUGCACUAGAAAGAACAUACACGUUAAUGAAAUUGUAAUUGAAGGAGCAGACAUAUCAAAAGCUCUAUGUGACUAUGUUCAUGUCAAUGCAAUUGAUAACAUUGUGCUUGGUUCCCCAUCAAGGAAUAGCUUCGUCAGAUUCAAGACACCAGAUGUUCCGACCAGUGUAAGCAGAAACGCUCCUGAGUUCUGCAAUGUCUACAUAGUGGCCAAGGGUAAACUUGCUUCCUCAAGGACUGCCAGUAUCGCUACCCCCACGGUGUCUGCCCGUAGCUCAACAAGUUCUGGUUUCUCCGAUCCUCGCCUCAUGCAUAGUAAUGAGAGCCUAGGGAAUGCUUCAGAGAGAUCAUCACCAUUUUCACAUAGAAGCACGGAGGAUAAUGAUUUCAUCAAAUCUCCGUUCUCUAGAGGCCAGUACUCAAACAGAUCAUAUGGGGAACUUUCCAUACCAGACUCUUCUGACAUAUCAUUCGUUAGUUCGGGUAGGCCUAGCACAGAGCGCAUGUUUCCGAUGCUCUCUGACAGUCAAGAAUCCAGUAUCCUCCAUCGCCUUUCCAAUGGCUCUGACACAGACAACAGGUUGAGUUUUGGGUCAGCACUUUCUGGAUCCAGGCUAUCUGACAUGAACUAUAACCCUUCCAACAUCUUAUCAUCACACUCUCAAGAAAGUGGAGGAUCUUGGUCAUCAUCAUCCCAGACUGUGGAUGAUGUAGAGGCUGAAAUGAGAAGGCUAAAGCAGGAACUCAAGCAAACAAUGGACAUGUAUAGCACAGCCUGCAAGGAAGCACUCUCAGCAAAACAGAAGGCUCUAGAACUCCAUCGUUGGAAAAUGGAAGAGCAGCAGAAGCUAGAAGAGGCUCGGCUGUCUGAGGAAACAGCAUUGGCCAUAGCAGAGAAAGAGAAAGCCAAGUGCAGGGCCGCGCUAGAAGCAGCCGAGGCAGCUCAGAGACUCGCUGAAUUAGAAGCACAAAAGAGGAUAAGUGCUGAGAUGAAAGCUCUCCGGGAAGCGGAUGAGAAGAAGAAGGUCUUAGACAAAAUCGCCCAUAACGAAUGCUUGUAUCGCAAGUACUCAAUCGAGGACAUCGAAUCCGCAACUGAAAAUUUCUCCGCCUCCCGAAAAAUUGGGGAAGGCGGUUACGGACCUGUAUACAGAGCUCACCUCGAUCACACUGAGGUCGCAAUUAAGGUCCUACGGCCAGACGCCGCCCAGGGGAGGUCCCAAUUCCAGCAAGAGGUUGAAGUUCUGAGCUGUAUUAGACAUCCGAACAUGGUUCUCCUUCUCGGAGCUUGCCCGGAGUACGGUUGCUUGGUGUAUGAGUACAUGGCGAAUGGGAGCUUAGAGGACCGUCUCUUCUCGCGCGGCAGUACUCCUGCUCUUCCUUGGCAGGUCAGGUUCCGGAUAGCGGCGGAGAUCGGCACCGGACUUCUCUUCCUCCACCAAACCAAGCCGGAGCCACUGGUCCACCGUGACCUAAAACCGGCCAACAUUUUACUCGACCGGAACUACGUCAGCAAAAUCAGUGAUGUAGGUUUAGCCAGGCUAGUGCCUCCUAACGUCGCCGACAGCGUGACGCAAUACCGGAUGACAUCGGCGGCCGGAACGUUCUGCUACAUAGAUCCAGAGUACCAACAGACGGGGAUGCUGGGGAUAAAAUCCGACGUCUACUCACUGGGAAUCAUGCUGCUUCAGAUCAUCACAGCGAAACCUCCGAUGGGGUUAACUCAUAACGUGGAAAGGGCGAUCGAGAAAGGAACAUUUGCUGAGAUGCUUGAUCCGGCGGUGUCUGACUGGCCGAUUGAGGAGACGAUGAGGUUUGCCAAGUUGGCUCUCAAGUGCGCGGAGCUCAGGCGGAAAGACCGGCCGGACCUCGGCACCGAGGUGUUGCCGGAGCUUAACCGGCUCAGAGCAUUGUCGGAAGAAACGAUGCCGUCGAUACCGUAUUGCCCACCAAAUCCUCAGAAUCGGUCCGGCUUUCAGAGAAGAUAGUUGAGCAAUUGUUAACCAAGGAAUCCAACUUUUGAAAGUGUACAAAUCCUUAUACAAACCAGGGUCAUGCUUGGAACUCUAACAAAUCAAGAUUCUACAGUCUUGAACUCUAUUUCAUGUGACCAAAGUUUUUUCUUUUUUCCCUUUUUCUUUGUUUUCCCCUUUGUCUUUGUCAUAAAGUUGUAUAACAAUUUUAUUUUAAAUUUAAACUUUUAAUACAAGAGCUUUUGGCUUAUAA